GAUCGAAUGACCUGUCAUUAAAAAAAAGGAAACAGUCGGCCACGCUUGCCAAAAAAUCAUUCCCGGGGAAUCCUUUAGAAUUUCCCCCUUUUUCAAUUUAUUCCAAUAUUACUGUAAUUUCUGUUAAAUAAAUUAAAAAGUUCAUACGCCCUCCCAAAAUUCAGAAUGGCCGAUCUGGACGAUUUCUUCGCUAAGAAGGACCGCAAGAAGUCUAAAUCGGUAAAAAAGUUCACAACUACGGACGAGCUGGCGAAAAAACUGGACGAUCCAAAACAGAAACCAGAGGUCCGGCCGAAGAAGGACCGUCCACCACAGGAAGGAGAGGAAGCCGGACGAGUGGGGGAAGAGGAAGAGUGGAAAGACUAUGAGGAGACAGUCAAAGACUACACGGGGCUCAAGAUACAGGUGCUGCAGGGCGGGACCGGAGCGCCCGAGUCAGGCCGAGACUCGUCUUCCGAAGACUCUGGCAACCCGGAGAACUCCAAGAACAAGGGACCUUGGAAUAAGCCUGUGGAAGUAGAACAAGCGCCGGCGCCUCCGCCCCCCGCGGAGCAGGAGCAGCAGCAGCAGAAGCAGCAGACGAUCAGUGCGUACGUGCCCCCGCAGUCCCGGCAGAGGGCCUCGGAGCCCGUGCGUCGGAGUCAGGCCCAGAACAAGAACGCGCCGGACAUAACCAAUGACGACUACUUCCCGGUGCUUGGCGCGGCGGGGGGCAAGCGCGGCGGGGGCUGGAGCACGGCGGGGACGGGCGCGGGCGCGGGCGGCGGGGCGCAGCGCGCGGGCACUGGCCGCCAGCCGCUCGCGCUCGGCAACCGGUUCACCUCGCUGCAGGACGAUAGCUAGCCUGGUACCACCCAGCGGAGUGGAGCGGGGAAGCAGUAAAGUGAAGUGUCAAUACGGACUUGUGUGCAAAGCCAGGGCGCAUAGCUAACUUCUAUACAAUUGUCACGCUACUACAACAACUAGCGCACUUCCGGUCUCAGUGGAACACCGUGUACAGAUAUCUUAAAUUAUAAUUCGAACGUCCCUUAUUUGAUUUCUUAAAAAAAAACUCAUUUAAAAAAAAAGAAAUGUAGAUAAAUAAUGACAUCUGAAAUAUCAAGUUGCCUGUUUUAAGCAUUUCUUCCAAAAGGAAAUUUAAAAAAAAAAGUAAUACAAUA
Maniola jurtina (meadow brown) is the source of this 1160-nucleotide messenger RNA. RefSeq names its product protein CDV3 homolog. Lineage: Eukaryota; Metazoa; Arthropoda; Insecta; Lepidoptera; Nymphalidae. The transcript is spliced from 5 exons. The coding region runs from base 166 to 843 and encodes 225 amino acids. The record is from RefSeq and is a predicted model, not a curated record. Gene Ontology annotation, cellular component: cytoplasm.